GUCAGUUUAGGCAGGAACGGAUCCCUUUUAUCUUCUAUUCAUUCAUUUUCAUCCCUAUGCAACUAUCUUCUUUUGCUAUUUCCAUUGCAAUUGCAAACAUUGCUCUUGUAUCAGCCGAUGCCUCUAACUAUUGGAAGGCAUUUACAUCUCAAAUUGAUCCCAAGAAUAUUACCGUGCCAUCUAUUCCUGCUACCACAAGUCUUAACCCUACUACAGAAUGUACUUAUUAUAACCCAGAUGAGAGUUUAAUUGUCAUUAAUGCUACGGAAUGGCCCAGUAUCUGGGAUGUAGCCACUUCCAACAACAUGGAUACAUCCCCCGAAUUUUUAGCUCUUUACGACUCGCUUGACUGGGCAAAUGCUCCCAACAUUUCUGUCCGUAAAUUAACCAGCGAUGGUGGUUUAGACUUUACCGGUUAUGAUUCUUCCGCUGAUCCAGAUUGUUGGUGGUCUGCCUCUGUUUGUGUUCAUCCCAAGUUGGCUGAUGUCAGUGCCGAUAUCAUCAACUGUCCUGAGCCUGAGACUUGGGGUCUUACCUAUGACGAUGGACCCAACUGUUCUCAUAAUGCUUUCUAUGACUAUCUUCAAGAAAAGAAGUUGACGGCCUCCAUGUUUUAUAUUGGUUCCAACGUUCUUGACUGGCCUUAUGGUGCUAUGCGUGGUGUUCUUGAUGGUCAUCAUAUCGCUUCUCAUACCUGGUCUCAUCAUUACACUACUACCUUGACCAACAAGGAAGUGCUCGCUGAAUUCUACUAUACCCAAAAGGCAAUUAAACUUGCUACUGGUUUAACUCCUCGUUACUGGCGUCCUCCCUAUGGUGAUAUCGAUGAUCGUGUUCGUUGGAUUGCUACUCAAUUAGGUCUUACUGCUGUUAUCUGGAACUUGGAUACUGAUGAUUGGGCUGCCGGUGUCACCACUACCAUUGAAGCUGUUAAACAAACUUAUGAUGAUUAUGUUGAGAUGGGUACCAACGGUACUUUUGCCACCUCUGGUAACAUUGUUUUGACUCACGAAAUUAACAACAACACCAUGGAUUUGGCUAUCGAUUAUUUACCCAAAAUUAUUUCUGCCUACAAGCAAGUGCUUGAUGUUGCUACUUGUUAUAACAUUUCUUACCCUUACUUUGAAGAUAUUGAAUGGACUAAUGUCUUAAAUGCUUCCACUGCUGCUGCUUCAUCUGUCGCAUCAUCCUCUGCUUCCGCCUCUGGAUCCUCUUCUGCUUCUGCUGCUGCAGGUACUGUUACUGCUGCUGGUGCUCAAAUCAAUCAGUCUGCUACAUCUGGUACUUCUCAACUCUUGCCCAGCGCUUUAUUCACUUUGGUGCUUGCUGCUGUCGCACUUUUGUAAAACGAAAAUCUCUAAAUUAUUUAAUAAAAAAUAAAACACUCAAAUAGAAUCUUGCAUGUUACACAAAUGAACAAGGGGGUUAACAAAUGGGCUUUGACCAAAUAUAAAUAUUUUGCCUAAAUAAAGAAACUGAGAUUAUCUUGUAAAAGGGUAUUAUCUUCCCCGGGG
Mucor mucedo is the source of this 1514-nucleotide messenger RNA. RefSeq lists its product as uncharacterized. The record is from RefSeq and is a predicted model, not a curated record. Gene Ontology annotation, biological process: carbohydrate metabolic process. Gene Ontology annotation, molecular function: chitin deacetylase activity. NCBI's taxonomy places the organism in Eukaryota, Fungi, Mucoromycota, Mucoromycetes, Mucorales, Mucoraceae. The transcript has a single exon. Gene Ontology annotation, cellular component: membrane. The coding region runs from base 57 to 1346 and encodes 429 amino acids.